Mercurialis annua (annual mercury) is the source of this 1034-nucleotide messenger RNA. RefSeq names its product protein DMP4-like. The record is from RefSeq and is a predicted model, not a curated record. The transcript has a single exon. Bases 217 to 927 code for a protein of 236 amino acids. NCBI's taxonomy places the organism in Eukaryota, Viridiplantae, Streptophyta, Magnoliopsida, Malpighiales, Euphorbiaceae. Gene Ontology annotation, biological process: endomembrane system organization.
ACAACAAUUUCUCGUCCAACAUACUCACUUGUCUUAUGGAUAUUGAUGAAGUUCAUGACUGUAACAAAUUUACUAGGUAUGGAACCAUAUCUAAUGACUUUGUUUCCUAUAAUUCAGGUCAAAAUUUUAGUUUCUUUAUCUUGCAAGACAUCACAAAGCUAGCCUACCCAACCUUCCUUUACCUUCACUCAAAACCCCAUCUCUUCUUAUAAACAUAUGUCAUAUACGUCUCAAGCACAAACACAUAUGUUAGAACAAUCCAAAAACAAUUAUUUCAGAAAGAGAUCAGAAAGUUCACCAUUAAUGGAGAUCAAAGUACUCGAUGAUAAACACGAAAAGCAGCCUCUCCUGCAUGAUUCGCCUCUUCCUAACACGGAAGAGAAUAAAAACCUGAUACAGAAAGCAAUUAGUCAGACAUUUAUAAGCACAGCUCAUUUGGCCAAUCUUUUACCCACAGGAACAGUUCUUGCUUUUCAGCUUCUGGCACCCAUUUUCUCAAACCAAGGCAAUUGUGACUCAGUGAGCCGGUUCAUGACAGCUGCGUUAGUAUCUCUCUGUGGACUUUCAUGUUUCCUGUCGAACUUUACGGAUAGUUUUCGAGACAAGAAAGGGAAUGUAUGUUACGGGUUUGCUACGGUUAAAGGAUUAUGGAUUAUUGAUGGAUCGACGACUCUUCCACCUGAACUUGCUGCCAACUACAGGCUAAGGUUUAUAGAUUUCAUGCAUGCAGUUAUGUCCGUACUUGUAUUUGGUGCUAUUACACUGUUUGAUCAGAAUACUGUGACUUGCUUCUAUCCGUCACCGACACCUGAGAAACGAGAGAUUCUUACGGCGUUACCGGUUGGUAUUGGUAUGAUUUGCAGUAUGUUGUUUGUUGUGUUCCCUACCCAACGCCAUGGAAUUGGCUUUCCUCUCUCUUCUGUUUGACACUAAUUAAUGUUUUUGAAGCGGUCAACUCAUUAUGUAUUCUUUCUUGUUAUUUUGUUUCUUACUAGGGGUUUCAUACGCAAAUUUAUUUAUGAUCAUUAAUGUUA